AUGAAUGGCGGUGAAUUUCGUCUGUUUCCACCCGGACGCUUUUGCUCGCUGCACCCUGACCCGGAAGUAGAUCGCUGGACGAAGGGACCGAAGUUUUCGACCAAACAGAAGAAGAGAAUCAUGUUGUCCCGCAGCGUCUCUAAGAGCGACAUCCUGAGAGGAAUCAUCACCGAGAAGCUGAGCACAGCCGCCCGGGAGAUCCUGGCGGUGGUGGAGAGGACCGUGGCCGACUACGAGCAGGAGGCUGCGGGCUUGAGGCAGGAGGUGCAGCGGCAGAGGAGGCAGCUGGAGCUCCUGCAGCCUCGGCUCCGACUGCACGGAGGAGACCUGCAGAGCCAGGAGCGGGGAGAAGAACCAGAGGAACCAGAGGAACCAGAGGAGCAGCAGCUCUCCCAGCAGACAGGAGCGUCCGUUUGUCCAGGUGAGGACAAGUCUGGACGCCAGGACUUCCUUUGGUACAACGAUGAUGAAGAUGAAGAAGAGCAGCGUUCGGCUCAAUCGACAACGAGCCUCAGAAAGACCCGAGAAGACCUGGACCCAGACUUUCAGAUCCCAUCAAGGUCGGCUCGAUCUGAGCAGAAGAGGCCCCGCAGACCUUCCAUCAGUGACACCCAGGACCACCUGAACCUCAGAGUCCGGGUCCUGGAGGACUCCCAGACUGAGGUGCUCUCCAACAUAGUGUUUAGGAAAAGCCCCGUACAGGACCUGAAGUGCCCUCUUGGUCUAGCGGAGCCGGACUUCCUGGACCUUCUGAGGUCCACCUUCCCUCAGCUGGCGAACGGAGAAGCUUUUGACCUGUUCCUGAGCACUAGGAGCAGGAGGCUGCAGCGUCUGGAGGUGUCAGCUGUGACUCCAGAGGAGGUCCACUCGGCCAUGAGGUCCUCCGGACACUCGGCGCUCUACAUCCGGCUGAAGUCAGCAGGAGCUUCUCAGAGCAGCGCUGAAGAUCUUCAUCCUCCUCAGAAACACGACGCUGAGCAGAGAUCCAGCUCCACGUCCCUCGAGCAAACCAGAGUGGUGUCGAGGUUGAUGUCUCCUGGAGAUCAGCCUGAGAAGAGGAGACGUGGCAGACCUAGGCUCGGUGAAGAACCAUCUCAUUACUUCCUCAGGAUCUGCAUGCUGGAGGACCCUCAGUCAGAUGCUCUCUCAGAAACAGAGCUCCGCCGGUCUUCAGUGCUGGACCUGAAGUGUCCUCGUGGUCUACAGGAGGGGGAGUUUGUGGACCUGCUGAGGUCCACCUUACCUCAGCUGGCUGGUGGGGACAAAAAGUUCAACCUCUACAAAUCUGAUCGGAGCAAAAACCUUGUGAGGCUCAAAGUCAAGACGCUAACGCCAGAGAAGAUCUACGGGAGCAUGAACGCCACAGGGAUCAGAAAGACUCUGCUCUACAUCAAAUUAAAGACGGGCGAGAACGAUGAGAGCGAGGAGGAGCACGAAGCUGAACGCCGAGUUUCCACGGAUGGAGCGGUGAUGGAACGUGAAGCCAGUUUGAGUUCAAGUUUAGAGCUUCAAAGAGGGAGCGCUCCGACCAACACCUCAACGUUACCACAAGAUCAGGAGCUACAAGAGGCAGGAGCUGAGAGCAAUGUGGGAGACCGGACUUUGGACCAAGAUGAUGACUGGAAACCGGAUCCUGAGGAGCUUCUGUCCAAAAAGAGUAAAAGAAAAAGGUCUAAGAGGAUCCUGGAGGAGGGAGAGAAGAGUAAAGAGCCCUGCAAGGUGUGUGGACUGUGGUACAUGGCCUAUGGGGGCUUGAUCCGGCAUGCGUGGAGUCAUUUGGAUGACCCGCCGAGCGUUUGUGGGGUGUGUGCAGAAAGUUUUGCAUCUUCAGAAGAGCUUAAAGAACAUCUUCAAUCUCACCAGAAAACGAAUCAAUGUUCGUUCUGUGGGAAGGCUUUCAUCACCACGACUGGCCUCAGCAACCACAUGUCUCUGCACACCGGGAACCGGCCUUACAAGUGUCACGUCUGCGACAAGACCUUUGCCUCCGAGUCGGCACUGAACGGUCACCUCUGGGUCCACAUGGAAAAUAAACCUCUCAAGUGCGAUUUGUGCCCGAGAUCGUUUGGUCUGAAAGCACAGCUCAAGGCUCACAGGAAGUGGCACGCCGGCAGGGACAAGUACAUUUGUAACAUCUGCGGCAGGUCUCUCUACGACCUCAGGUCUUUGACCCGCCACAGAUUUACUCACUCAGGCGAACGGCGUUUCAGCUGCGAAGUCUGCGGGAAGCGCUUUAAACUUCAAGGAACACUAAGGUCACACAAGAAGACCCAUACUCACAGGGAUCGAUCGUACCUCUGCCACAUCUGCUGCAAAGCCUUCUUCUCUAACUCCACCCUGAUGAUCCACAUGAAAACUCACAGCGGUGAGCGGCCCUUUGUCUGCAGCGUGUGCGGUAAAGGGUUCCUGAACAGUUCAGAGCUUAAAAACCAUACGCGGGUUCACACGGGUGAGGCACCGUAUGGAUGCUCCGAGUGCGGACGCUUCUUCAAGCUCAGAAGCACCCUGAAGUCCCACAUCUUGACCCACUCCGGCAUCAAACGGUUCACCUGUGGACUUUGUGGGAAAGCGUGUUCUCGUCAGGAACACUUGAAGAUCCACAUGAGGACCCACAACGGAGAGAGACCUUACAAGUGCUCCCUCUGCGAGAAAGACUUCACCCAGAGCCACUGUCUGAAAACGCACAUGAAGAGCCACCAGACCGGAGAAAGCCCCGUCGUGGAACCGUCCACGUCUGAAGCAGCCCCCUCGCAAGUCUGA
Messenger RNA from Nematolebias whitei (Rio pearlfish), 2760 nucleotides. RefSeq names its product zinc finger and BTB domain-containing protein 11. The coding region runs from base 1 to 2760 and encodes 919 amino acids. Gene Ontology annotation, molecular function: RNA polymerase II cis-regulatory region sequence-specific DNA binding; DNA-binding transcription factor activity, RNA polymerase II-specific. Gene Ontology annotation, biological process: regulation of transcription by RNA polymerase II. The record is from RefSeq and is a predicted model, not a curated record. The transcript has 10 exons. NCBI's taxonomy places the organism in Eukaryota, Metazoa, Chordata, Actinopteri, Cyprinodontiformes, Rivulidae.